This is a messenger RNA of Dermochelys coriacea (leatherback sea turtle), 1681 nucleotides long. RefSeq names its product aspartate beta-hydroxylase domain containing 1 (gene ASPHD1). The transcript is spliced from 3 exons. The record is from RefSeq and is a predicted model, not a curated record. Bases 5 to 922 code for a protein of 305 amino acids. NCBI's taxonomy places the organism in Eukaryota, Metazoa, Chordata, Testudines, Dermochelyidae.
GGCGAUGCCCGGCCCUGGGACGCUGGAGGGGCUCUUCUCCUCCCUGCUGCCAGCCGCCCCCCCUUGGCGCCCCGGCCCCGAGCCGGCGCUGGUGCUGCUGGCCUGGCUGGCCCUGCUCUUCAUCUGGUACUGCUACCGGGUGGGCAGCGAGCAGGUGCUGGUGGGGCCGCGUGGGGGGCCGCCGGGCAGGGAGUGCCCAGCCCCCAGCCUGCCCCAUGGGCGACUGCACCGCAGCCUGCGGACCUACGCCCAGCGGUACUCGUGGGCGGGCAUGGGGCGGGUGCGCAAGGCCCUGCGGGAGCAGCCGCGGCCCGAGCGCCUGGCCAUCCAGAGCCCCCGCGUCUUCCACCUGCCCGAGUUGCCCUCGGCCCCCUGCUUCCCACGGGACGCCCAGCGCCGGGACGCCGAGCUGCUGGAGCGGGCAUGCCCUGCCAUCCUGCGGGAGUACCAGGGCGUGGCUGGGGGCGCUGCCCGGGGCUGGACGACAGGGCCCUGCCAGCGCUUUUACCUCUACCGCCGGGGCGUGUGCCAGCCGCAGCACUGCCGGGCCUGCCCCCGCACCUACCGCACCCUGGCCGCCCUGCGCACCUUCGUCAGUGCCAACCGCUUCGGCAACGCCUGCUUCAGCGUCCUGCAGCCGGGCACCGUCCUGCCCGGGCGCUACGGGCCCACCAACGUCCGCCUACGCUGCCACUUGGGGCUGAAGGUGCCCCCAGGAUGUGAGCUGGUGGUGGGGGGCGAGCCCCAGUGCUGGUCUGAGGGACACUGCCUCCUGCUGGACGACUCCUUCCUGCACACAACCUCGCACAAUGGUCCCCCCGAGGACGGGCCCCACGUGCUGUUCAUCGUGGAUCUGUGGCACCCCAAUGUGGCCGGGGCCGAGCGCCAGGCGCUGGAUUACAUCUUUGCCCCCGGCCGAUAGGAGCGGGUCGGGGCUGUGGCGCUGGUGGGGGUGGGUGCCGAGGAUGGACAGACGGACAGUGCUGGAGCCAGCCCCCAGCACCAGCAUCUUCUGCAGCUCGUCCCUCCCAGCCCCACUGAACUGCCUGUGGGGGGCACCGGCUCCCAUCCGGCCCCGGGGCGUGAAGGCUCCCAUCCCGCUGUGUGCGGCUUCCUUGGCCCCGCAGCCUUUGGACCCGAACUCUGCGAAGCCCCCGGCCCCUCAUUAAAGCAUUCCGCCCCCGUCGUGUCAGCGGUGAGCCGAGCUGUGUGGGGGCCGUUGUGCCGGGCUCUGCACAGCCCCACCCCCAACAGAGAGCAGGGCCCCCUCGCGCCAGGCGCUGCACAGACCCCGUAAAUGAAAUUGGUGGGUGCAAAGCACCAUGUGCCCCCAAAUAACCUGGAGAUGGAGCCCAGGAUGGGCCAAGGGGGCUGACUGGCCUGUGGGGUGAGGGAUGGGACCCAGGGCCUCUCCCCUCUAGGGGGCUCCAGUUCCCACCCAGCCAGGGCCCCCCAGUGGUGGCAGGGCCGGGCCAGGAGCUGAUGUUUCCCAGGAAUCUUUAUUACAAUAAUUUAAUAGAAAAGCAAAAACCCCGUUAAAAUAAAUUAUACAAACAUGAGGAACAACAAGGGGGGCGGAGGGGCCCCAGCCUCUCCCCCUUUGCGUUUUCUAUAGGGGGUGAGGUUUGGAAGAUCCCAAUUGAUUUGGGAGGGGGACUGGAGCAUCCCAUUGUGUUUUUAG